CAGUUUUAUUUCGACCGUUGAGGCGAUUGCAUGUUGAGCAUUGUGAAAAGAUAUUGAUUGAAUGAUUCGAUGAGUGUUAAAAUUUCUCAUUCUGCCAACGUGAUAAUAUAUAGAAGACGCUGUGGAGCUGCAAAGAGAGAAAACACUCGAAUUCCUGCGAAUUUUGACAUUCGUUCUAUUAUUUUUAAUCAUAUCCCUAUAUCUAUAUCGUUUUGCAUUUUAAAUUAAUAAAGAUUAAGGUACGAAACUAAGUGAGAGAGGGAGAGAGGCAUAGAGUUAUUUUUUUGGCCUCAGCCUCAGAGAACAUGCCCAAAUUACCAGCAAUUGGCAUUGAUCUUGGUACAACAUAUUCGUGUGUCGGGGUCUUUCAGCAUGGCAAAGUUGAGAUCAUUGCCAAUGAUCAGGGCAAUCGCACCACGCCCAGUUAUGUCGCCUUUACGGAGUCGGAGCGUCUCAUUGGCGAUGCGGCCAAAAAUCAAGUGGCCAUGAAUCCAAACAACACAAUUUUCGAUGCGAAGCGAUUGAUUGGACGUAAAUUCGAUGAUGCGACGGUGCAAAGUGACCUCAAGCAUUGGCCCUUUGAGGUCAUCUCGGAGAAUGGGAAGCCGCGCAUCAGGGUCGAGUACAUGGGUGAGAAGAAGAGCUUCUAUCCGGAGGAGGUCUCCUCCAUGGUGCUCACCAAAAUGAAGGAGACAGCCGAGGCAUAUCUGGGAGGGACAGUCACCAAUGCUGUGGUCACCGUGCCAGCCUACUUCAAUGACUCACAGCGUCAGGCGACCAAGGAUGCGGGCACCAUAGCUGGACUCAAUGUUCUGCGCAUCAUCAAUGAACCGACGGCGGCAGCGAUUGCCUACGGUCUGGAUAAGCUGGGCAAAUCCGGGGAGCGAAAUGUGCUCAUCUUUGAUCUGGGCGGUGGCACCUUUGACGUCUCCAUUCUCACCAUUGAGGAUGGUAUCUUUGAGGUGAAGGCCACGGCGGGGGAUACGCAUCUUGGUGGCGAGGACAUUGACAAUCGCAUGGUCAAUCAUUUUGUGCAGGAGUUUCAGCGCAAGCACAAGCGUGAUCUUGGCCAGAAUAAACGUGCCGUGCGACGUCUUCGCACUGCCUGUGAGCGGGCCAAGCGUACUCUCUCCUCGUCCACACAGGCCAGCAUCGAGAUUGACUCCCUCUUCGAGGGCAUUGACUUUUAUACGUCCGUGACGCGUGCUCGAUUCGAGGAGCUCAAUGGCGAUCUAUUUCGAGGCACCAUGGAGCCGGUGGCGAAGGCGUUGCGUGAUGCCAAAAUGGAUAAAGGGCAGAUCCAUGAUAUUGUCCUAGUCGGCGGCUCUACGAGAAUACCCAAGGUGCAGCGUCUGCUGCAGGACUUCUUCAAUGGCAAGGAACUGAACAAAUCCAUCAAUCCCGAUGAGGCGGUCGCCUAUGGUGCGGCAGUUCAGGCAGCCAUCCUACAUGGCGACACCUCGGAGGCUGUGCAGGAUCUGCUUCUACUGGACGUAACUCCGCUGUCGCUUGGCAUUGAGACGGCUGGCGGUGUGAUGACGUCGCUUAUCAAGCGUAACUCCACGAUACCCACAAAGCAGACGCAGAUCUUCACCACGUAUGCGGACAAUCAGCCGGGAGUUCUCAUCCAGGUGUUUGAAGGUGAACGCGCCAUGACCAAGGACAACAAUAUUCUGGGCAAAUUUGAGCUGACUGCCAUACCGCCAGCACCACGUGGCGUGCCCCAAAUUGAGGUGACCUUUGACAUCGAUGCCAAUGGGAUUUUGAACGUGAGUGCGGCCGAGAAGUCGACGGGAAAGGCAAACAGGAUAACGAUCACCAAUGAUAAGGGACGUCUGUCCAAGGAGGACAUCGAACGGAUGGUCAACGAUGCCGAGUCCUAUCGCCAGGCGGAUGAGCAGCAACGUCAACGGAUCGAGGCGAAAAACCAAUUGGAAUCGUAUUGCUUUAACAUGAGAUCCACCCUCGAGGAUGAGCAACUGCGCAGUCGCAUCAGCGAUUCCGACCGGGAGACAAUCCAGCAAAAGGUCAAUGAGACCAUCAGUUGGCUGGACGCCAAUCAGCUUGCCGAUCAGCAGGAGUUCGAGCACAAACAGCAGGAGCUGGAACGUAUCUGUAAUCCCAUCAUGGCUAGACUCUAUCAAAACUCUGGCAUGCCUCCUCCGUCCUCGGACCCACAGAAUUCGAACGGUGGCCCCAGUGCCGGCGGUGUUGGUGGCCCAACCAUCGAGGAGGUCGACUAAAGUCUCUCCUAAUUUUGUUAAACCCCACCCAAAUUAUUGCGUUAUUGAUUAUAAUAAAGUAAGCAAAUCUU
Drosophila innubila is the source of this 2314-nucleotide messenger RNA. It is a transcript of the gene Hsc70-1, whose product is annotated as heat shock 70 kDa protein cognate 1. Gene Ontology annotation, biological process: protein refolding; cellular response to unfolded protein; vesicle-mediated transport. NCBI's taxonomy places the organism in Eukaryota, Metazoa, Arthropoda, Insecta, Diptera, Drosophilidae. The record is from RefSeq and is a predicted model, not a curated record. Gene Ontology annotation, cellular component: nucleus; cytosol; plasma membrane. The coding region runs from base 306 to 2243 and encodes 645 amino acids. The transcript has 3 exons. Gene Ontology annotation, molecular function: misfolded protein binding; heat shock protein binding; ATP binding.